Messenger RNA from Nicotiana tabacum (common tobacco), 1581 nucleotides. Its product is annotated as F-box/kelch-repeat protein At3g06240-like. The record is from RefSeq and is a predicted model, not a curated record. NCBI's taxonomy places the organism in Eukaryota, Viridiplantae, Streptophyta, Magnoliopsida, Solanales, Solanaceae.
CUGUGUCUUUUGUGAUCUACAUAUUCUUUACUCUCUGUUUUCUUCUUUAUUAAAGUCAGUACUGCCCUCUCUUUUCUCAUAUUUGUUUUUUCUCUAUACAAAUAACUACUAAUUUUUCUUCAUCUGCAUAUAAGGAAAUAAUUUGAGCAGAAUGACAACCAAUACCGUGAGCUACUCACAAAAGGAACUUGUUACUGAUCAUGUUUUAUUGAGGUUACCUGUUAAGUCACUCUUUCGAUUCAAAUGUGUGCGCAAAAGUUGGCAUGAUCUUAUCAAAAGCUCAAGUUUUAUUAAAAAACACUUCAAUAGUGAGAGUAAUCGUCUUCGCCUUAUGGUUUGCAAGUUCGGUGUUAACUACAAAAAAGAUCCAGGUGAAAGGUCUUUCGAUAUGUUCUUACUCAAUGAGAAUAUUCGCAGGAUGUGUCCCUACAAACCAGAGGAUUUAUCGUUGCGAAGAUGUUGGUGAUUUUAGAUGUAUUUAUGGUCCAAUUAAUGGUAUAUUCUUGUUGGAAAAAGGUCAUUAUAUAGAUAACGUUCGGUUUGCUUGGUGGAAUCCUGCAACCAAAGAGUGCAGGCUUAUACCUCGUAUACAUUUUGAGGUACAACAAUAUUUUGAAGACAAUAAUCGUAGACUUGGGAUAGGUAUAGACUUAGUGAAUCAAGAUUACAAAGUAAUAUGGCAUCGAACAUUUUGGGAUGAUAUGACAAGUGAUGUUUAUCCUAAGGUAUAUGCUGCUGUCUAUUCGACAAACAACGAUUCCUGGAAAUUCUUGGAACCUGAUUACUCUCACUUAUGUCAAAUAUGUAUAUCCCAAAAUUGUACUUAUAUGAAUGGAGUUUAUUAUUGGAUUACCACAAGCCAGAGAUUUUGCAACAAAGACAAUGUGUACUUUAUUCGGACAUUUGAUUUUGCAACUGAAUUGUUCGGGGAAAUGACAGGACCACCAAUUCCAGGCGAACACUGGGCGUCUCUAAUGUUACGCGGUGGUUCUCUUGCAGCUAUGUCUUGUGAUGAUGUUACUCAGGCUAUGACAGCCAAUUAUGGUAUAUGGGUAAGGAUUAGAGAGAAUAAUUGGAUUAAAGUUUAUACUGUUAAUCCUCCUAUACCUUCGCAUUUCCCUAUUGGAAUAUGGGAGUAUGAUAAGUUCAUUUAUGAACUUACACAAACUUGCAGAUUGUUGUUUUAUGACCAGACAGUUAAAGAAGUUACAAGUCUUGGAUUUCAUUUCUAUGAUUUAAGUUGUGGCUCCAAUUGGGCUAUUAGUUACAAGGAGAGCCUAGUUCCAAUAAAGAAUGAAAAGUCUACUGAGAAGGAUAAUGCUGAAUACUUCCUCACCAAGUAUUAAAACAAGCAUGAGAUGUGAGUAUCAGGCCGAAAAGGUCAAAUUUUUAAUGAUUUCGUCACAUGUGAUUGAGUUGCGAAAGCUUGUAGAUAGAUAUUCAACAUCUGAACCAAAUUCUUUUUGGUUAAAUAAUACUUCUAGUUACUCUUAAACAAUUGGGAGAUUCUCUAAAAGAUAAGAAAAUGCUAUGUUUCCGGGGAUGAUAUAUGCCCGGGCUCCCGCUUUAGAGUCAACUCAA